Molecule: messenger RNA, 3710 nt
Organism: Pseudoliparis swirei
Lineage: Eukaryota; Metazoa; Chordata; Actinopteri; Perciformes; Liparidae
Gene: asphd2
Product: aspartate beta-hydroxylase domain containing 2
Exons: 4
Coding region: 597-1706 (369 amino acids)
Source: RefSeq, a predicted model, not a curated record
UGGUGGAGCCUCGGUAUUUACAACAAUAUUGUCUGUAGCCUAUCUGGCGCUGCUGUCCACCACAGACAGACAGGGAGGCGACCCGUCGUGGGGCCGCUUUCUCCUUUCCCCCCUCGCGUGCGGCGGCUGUCGGUUCCAGUUCGGACUUCUUUUGUGCUUUUUGGAGAUAUUUCCUAUCAUGUUGGCGCCUGAUAUCUGUCUACCUUGUACACUGCAGUGGUGCGCAGCUUCGCCCGGAGAAACACCUGUGCGCCUCCUCUCCACUGGCCACAAUCAUGAAUGUUGAGUAGGGAACAGAUGACCCUAAGGCACGGUGUCUGUCUGCAUUUGUCUGAAUGAAAGCGAGAGGGAGCAGCACAAAUACCGCACAGCUAGGAAACAUGCAAGGAGAGACCUUCCCCCGUUGCAGACUGGUGAAAUGUCAGGACUGAAGAGCGAGUGUGUCAGAUCAACUCAGCAGACUGUUUACUAUAAGCCUGGCGAGCAGCUCGACACUAAACUCACUAACGCCCUGUGCCUGGUAUAAGGCCGUCGCAAUCAAGAACAGACCUGUGAACUAAUCUCUCAUCCGUAAGAUUCAGCAAUCCCGAGCCGAGAUGGAGUGGUCGCUGGAGAAUGUGAGGGAGAUCGUGGCUGGAGGGAUGCAGUCUAUAAGGGAGUGUGAGAUCUGUGCGUUGGCAAUCGCCAUGUGUGUGCUCCUGCUGUUCAUGUGGUAUUGUUACAGGGUGGGCCGCGAGCAUGGCUCCAGCCCUCUGCGUGGGCGCUAUCUGGCUGGGCCCAGCCGAAUUGGAGGGGUGGUGGGGGGCUUCAUGAGUUCAGACUGCCGUGGCAGGGGCAAAGGGAAGAAUGGAUCAAUGCUCGAAGAGCAGAACGGCUUCGCCUUCUGCCAGUCGUCGGAGUGCUUCCGAUGCACCAGCGCCGGCGAGAGUCUGAACCAGAGGCUCUACCACAGCCUGCAGGAUUAUGCCAAGCGCUACACCUGGUCAGGUAUGGGCAGGGUGCACAAAGGAGUCCGCGAUCAAGGCCGAUACCUCAACAGCCGACCGACCAUCCAGCGACCAGAGGUGUUCUUCCUCCCAGACCUACCGUCGGCUCCCUUCUUCUCCAGAGAAGUACAGAGACACGACGUGGAGCUGCUGGAGCAGAGCUUCCCCGCCCUUCUUGCUGAGUUUGAGAGCAUCUACCACCAACCUCCGGCCCACAGCGGCUCCUCCCUGCCACCGGGAUGGAAAUCCAACAACACACCUCGGGGGCAGUGGUGGACCUACUAUCUAGUCAACCAAGGCACCCCUCUGGUUCUUAAUGUCAGGAGGUGUCCGCGGGCCUGGAGGGUGCUGAGCCAGCUGCGCACCUUCAUCGCCAACAACGUGUUCGGAAACGCCUGCUUCUCCGUGCUGACGCCUGGAGCUCUGAUCACCGAGCAUUACGGUCCAACAAACGUCCGGCUGCGCUGCCACUUGGGUCUUCGAGUGCCCCCUUCCUGUGAGCUUGUAGUUGGUGGAGAGCCACAGUGCUGGUCUGAGGGCAGCUGUCUGCUUUUUGAUGACUCCUUCCUCCACAGGGCUUUCCACGAGGGCGGCGCAGAGGACGGCCCCAGGGUGGUCUUCAUGGUGGACCUCUGGCACCCCAACGUGGCCGCUGCUGAGAGACAAGCCCUGGACUACAUUUUUACUCCAGGCCGCUUAGAGGACAAGGAAGGGAAAUAGGUGUGAGAGAAAAACCAUGUCUGACCAAGAGACAUCUGCUGUUUAGGGAAGUGUCUGUAGGAUUGGGGAGCAACUCUUUUUCUGCCUCCAGACCAGCUCCAUCACUGUGUACAUAUUCUCCGUCUCAUACUGUUUCUUUCUUAACUCUUCUUAGCAGAUGACCACGCAUUGGGCCUCUUUUAUCAAAACUUACUCGGAGCACAAUUGUUCAAAUCUUAAAAUACAGCCAUUUUAUGAAUGUGUGAAUGAUGGCAGGGUGACUUUAGCUUGUCGGUUAUUUUAUUUUAAAUACAUGAAUCUUCAAUGUCUUUGCAUAUACAGAAUAAUGUGACUGAAAAGUAAAAAAUAUAAUUGCCCAACAAGCAGAUCUCAUCAGUUUUAUUUUAUUCACAUUUUCCAACUUUGGGCCAAUUCGCAAAAUUAUUUCAAUAUAAGAUGAUUUUUACAUUUCAGUUUUUAUUUUGGUUGCUGCUUGAAACAGUUCAACAGCAGUAGGGCUAAGUACUUAACAGAUAUGAUGAAUGGAUCUUUGCGAGCCAAAAAUAAUGUGCAUAAUUAGUGUAAAGAAAGUAUUGGUGGUAUUAACAUUUAAUGCCGAUUAUUUUAAGCUCACUGUAACACCUGCAUACAUUUCCCCCAAGGGCUAAAAGAAAAGAUCAUUCAACUUUUUAUAUUGUAAACAUAUCCAGUCAUAUUUUAAGACGCACAUUUGAAGUCUAACAAAAACAUGAUUGUCAGUGGAUAUGCACAUUUUUCAUUUAAAAAAUAUCCACUUCCGAAUGUGCGACACUCUCACGCCUCACAAGUGCACAAUCUGACUAUAGUGCUUAUUUACAUCAAAUCACAGCCAAGGGGACGCUGAAGGAUAUGUGCAUCUGUUGGAUAAUUGUCCACCUUCUGUUCAAAAGGUAUUGAAACUCAUUGAAGAUGGCCAUGUGUAGUUGCACAGUGGCUUUACAAAUACAGAUUAAUGUUAAAUAUAUCAAAUUAAAAGAUAUGUAAACUAAUUCCAUUUCAUAAAGUGCUGAAAUUGAAGAUUGUGUUAAUUCAUUAACUGAAGACAUUUCUCGUGUUCCCUCUCAUAUCUGUAUGCGUUUUGAUAGAAAUGUGAUAACGGAGGUCCAAUGUUCAUCCUGAUGUGACUUUUUACCGAAGCAGCAAAUGUCUCUGCCUGUGUGGUAGUUAAUUGUGCUCCCUUUGGAAAAAUCAAUCCUGCUUUCAAAGACGUUGUUAGAUAAGCACAUGUUCGGUCAAUUUGUGUGAGUGGGCCUGUGCUGUGACAAUGGAGGUGAAGCGUUUUUGGUAAAUUUACUAAACCCUUGUAAUUUGGUUGUAUUUGAUAUACGGUUUGUAUUUCUGUAAAUAGGGUUGAGGUAGAAAACCAAAAAAAUGGUAAGGUCUAAGAUCCUUAACGAUGACUGUCUUCAAUGCUAUAACUAUUGUGUUGUCAUGAUUUACAGCUAAAGCGAUCACAUUUCAUUCUCUGUUACAUGAGUUCAAUUUUGAUAGAUUCAAUUAGUAGAUUCUGUAAAUUGCUUGAAAAUGAAGUACUAUCUCUGUUGUUAUGUGAUGUAUUUAUUUUUAAUCAAUCUGUAAUUUUGCAGUACCAUAUUAUUUUUAUCAAAGGCACAAUCCUCAAGUCUUCAACAGCACUUCAUGGAUAUAUGUGAACACAAGGUUGUGUGAAUUUAACUUCAGCAGCCAUACAGGCCCAUUGCAAUUAAAGAAACCCAUCUAUUCAAUUAUAAUGUUUACCAAAUGAAUUUGGAGCUGUUUACAACAUCGGCCAACACCGACACUCACAUUGAGCUGUCCAGAAUUAGAUUUAAUCCAUUUAAGAGUGUGAAAACAGUCAUUCCCAAAGCAUUGCUACACAUAUACAGUGUGUGUCGGUGCAACCAUUUUGUUUACAUUAGGAUUAAGGAUUUGUCCUUCAACGCAUUCUUGUGUGGAUUUUGAACAGUAUUUCUGUACAUUUAAUAAAUGGUUGGAUAUCUUAUUUAA